Molecule: messenger RNA, 2345 nt
Organism: Hydractinia symbiolongicarpus
Lineage: Eukaryota; Metazoa; Cnidaria; Hydrozoa; Anthoathecata; Hydractiniidae
Exons: 3
Coding region: 1731-2336 (201 amino acids)
Source: RefSeq, a predicted model, not a curated record
UAUCGCUUAAAAGGUGUUUUAAAUGGCGAUUGAUCAAGCAGGCAGCUGCAUGUGCGUUGACUGAUAUUUUUCAAUAAAUGUGAGUUUGGUGGGAUACUUUUAAAUGUUCAAACAUAUUAAAAAUUAUUAUGCGGUAACUCCAUUAUUCUUUUUUAGUAUUUAAGCCAUUUCUAGCGAUUUUAUUUGACUAAAGCUAGAAUUUUUUGUCUUUUAGUCGCAGCUAUAGCUAGCUAGCUACCUUAAGCUAAUUAAUGUUUGUUUUUAAUCCGCCAUGUUUUAAAGUGACUUCCAAAAUAAUUAUGCGAAUAUUUAAAAACAAUACUGUGAAAUUUAAGUGGCUAAUAUUUUUGAUUUUGAAAUCAGUUGUCAGUUUGAAUGUUAACUGUCAAGGUAGGUUAUUCUAAACUCUCUUUUUUCUCUUCUCUAUCAAAAAUAUCAAAAAGGGAAAAAUGAUGAGUUUAGUUUACUAGACUAACUUAAGCAGUAACUAACGCAGUGAAAGUACUGUUAAUCAACGCGUGAAGCACCUCACGACACGACGCACCGAGUGCACAUCGAAAUGGAAAGUGAGAGUGAAUUACGGUCACAGUUUUGUAUCUCAAAUUUUCAGCCUUCUGAUUGGCUAGAGAUGCAGUACGGGUUGUGGUGUACGUAACGUCCGUGAAAGUAAAAAGGCAAACAAAGAUGGCAGAAAAGAUGUAGCGUAUCUGCAAAAUUCCACUGGCAUCAGGCACAAAAAACGCGAAGUAAGCCGUCUAUAGCUAACACACCUGAAGAUAGGAAUUCUAACAUCAGGCACCAGUAGGUAUGUGUGAAUAUGCAGUUCAUGAUGGAAUUUAUUGAUUACAACCCGAUUGUAAGAAAAACAACCGAUUAAUACGUUAUGAUGGAAGAACAGCAAAAUAGCAUAUUAUAAACAUGAAAGUCGUUUUUGUUCUAUGGUAAUAGUUGUUGUGAUUGUUAUAAAUAUAUAUAUAUAAAAAUGAGUAAAAUUUGAAAAACCAGAAAAAGACGAUUGCUGUAAUAAUAUCUCCUAUAUAAUUUGAAAAAAGUCCGUCUGGGUGUGAGGCAAGGUAAAUUAUAUUUUCUACAAUUUUCUUUGCCUAAAGAAACAUCUUCUAAAACUAUGUUCUGUAUUUUGAAACUUCUUUAAUUGUCUAAAACAAAUCACAUGAUAAAAGGAAAUAAUUUCAUUAGCUGGGAAUUUUGGCAGUUUUACCCUAAUUUAAAUUUGCUAAAGGUUUUUUAAAAUGGACUCUUAUUAUACGAAUUUAUGUUUUGCGUUUGAAUGACGUUUUUAUAUGUCGAAUAUCCCAAAUAGAAAUUACUAUCUGCAAGGAAUCUUUUUACUCCUUGAUGGUUACUCAUGUUUCUAAUCAAAUAUUGGUAGAGCUUAGAGAUAUUUUAUAAUUUUGUUGUUUUGUACAACCUAUACUCAAUUUAUUUUGUUUUGUAAUUAUCUAAAAAAUAGAAAGUAACGAGCUGUGACUAUUGAAGACUGUUUACUUUUUGUUCUCAUUUUCUUGUAAUUUGAGUUAUUGUCGUGAGUUUUGUGAAAAAUAAUACCUUAAAAUUUUGUUUUAUGGUAAAGAAAUAUUGUACACGAAUUCGUUUUUUUAUUCUUAACACCAGCAGGUUUAAUGUAGUUAUGUUUCCGUUUAUUAAUUCGACCUGUUAUCCCCUUUCACAGAUAUAGUUAUUUUUUUAAUUUCAUAGUUAGUAAGUUAAGUAUGGACGCCAUAAGUACGGAUGAAGUAGAAUAUAAUGCAAUGCUGACAUCAUUAGAAGAAGUUCCAGAGGUGUUAGUUAAAGACAUGGAGGUUGCUUCCAAUGUUAUUAUUGACAGUGGUUUAGAAGAUACUAAUUUCAGUAUCACGUCAACAGAUCUUGCCAACUCGUCCUAUUCAGUGGAGGCAGAGACAGAUAAAAAGAAAAUCGCAUUGGCAAAUUUAAAUAAAUGCCACGAAGCGUUAGAUUUGGAGACUUCAAUAACAACGGCAAUGCUUUCAUCUUGUUUUAAAGCGAGCAACGCGAUAAUAAAAGCAGAGGACACUUGCUUGACAAUGACAGCAUCUGGUUAUUAUGAUGAUGUGUUUUAUUGCUCUGUUUUGCAAAUAGAAGUACCAGUUCGAAGAGUUUAUGUGUGCCGCCUUUUUGAAUCUGGUGGAUUUCAAGGGUAUUUUCAUAACGAAGGGCAGUGUUUUAUUCAGCAACGCUUAGGUUUAACGAAUGACCUGUUACCCUACCAUGUCUAUACAAUGGAUGAUGUCAACAUGGAAAAAAUCAGAUCUAUAAAAUUAUACCAAACAAUGCGCAAUUCUGGUAAUUCGUAUUAAGUAAUCGUU